This is a messenger RNA of Nicotiana tabacum (common tobacco), 1496 nucleotides long. Lineage: Eukaryota; Viridiplantae; Streptophyta; Magnoliopsida; Solanales; Solanaceae. The record is from RefSeq and is a predicted model, not a curated record.
AUGUAUAUCUGCUUAAAGCAUGCUGAGCUAAUGUACUUCUUUGGAAUGCCUGACAGUGAUGGAAUGAUUGAAUUAGCGCUGGACCCACAGAAGAAUCGCACGGUGAACAUAUGGCACAUAUGCAUUAAGGAGUUGCCUCGUGGCGACGUCCUCUAUGGUUAUCGCAUUGAUGGUCCUCAAAGUUGGCAUGAAGGGCAUCGAUUUGACAAUAGCAUUGUUUUGAUUGAUCCUUACGCGAAACUAAUUGAAGGUCGGCGAGCUUUUGGAGAUGUUAGCAACAAAAUAUGUAGAUUUUUUGGAACUUACGAUUUCAAUACCUUGCCUUUUGACUGGGGAGAAAGUUACAAGCUUCCAAAUAUACCCGAGAAAGAUCUUGUUAUAUAUGAGAUGAAUGUCCGUGCUUUUACUGCUGAUGAAUCAAGUGGUUUGGAUCCAGAUCAACGGGGAAGCUACCUUGGUGUGAUUGAAAAGAUACCACAUCUUCUGGAGCUUGGUGUUAAUGCAGUAGAAUUAAUGCCUGUCUUUGAGUUUGAUGAACUGGAGUUUCAAAGGCGACCUAAUCCGAGAGAUCACAUGAUCAAUACGUGGGGUUACUCAACAAUAAACUUUUUUGCUCCAAUGAGUCGAUAUGCAAGUUGUGCUGGGGGACCCGUCAGUGCUUCUCGGGAGUUCAAACAAAUGGUCAAGGCCUUGCAUGAUGCUGGAAUUGAGGUCAUUUUAGAUGUUGUUUAUAAUCACACUAAUGAAGCUGAUGACAAAAACCCGUAUACCACCUCAUUCCGAGGAAUAGACAACAAGGUUUAUUACAUGGUGGAUUUGAACAAUAAUGGUCAGCUGCUGAACUUUUCUGGAUGUGGAAAUACUUUUAACUGCAACCACCCUGUAGUCAUGGAACUUAUACUUGAAAGCUUAAGACACUGGGUCGCCGAGUAUCAUGUCGAUGGAUUUCGCUUUGAUCUUGCUAGUGUUCUUUGCCGAGGGACAGAUGGUACUCCCAUUAAUGCUCCCCCCCUUGUGAAGGCCAUUGCCAAAGAUAGUGUACUGUCGAGGUGCAAAAUUAUUGCUGAGCCAUGGGAUUGUGGAGGCCUUUAUCUUGUUGGAAAGUUUCCAAACUGGGACCGGUGGGCUGAGUGGAACGGGAAGUAUCGUGAUGACAUUAGGAGAUUUAUAAAGGUGACUCUAGGAGACAAUCUGAAUUGAAAAUUUCAUUGAAUUAAGUUNUUUUAACUGAAUUAAGUUUGUCAGCACAAACUUUUCCAUUAUAUAACCAGUGAAGUACCAGGAAAAAACAGAAAGUGACUUUUGUUUUCUCGUGAUAUAAGGAGGUUUAAAUUGCAUAUAUCCAUGAUUAGACAUAAAUUGAUAGGCUUCUAGUUUUUGAAGCUCAGUUUGUAUUGAUUAGCAUGAUUCAAGGAGAUUUGAUUUACGAGUCUUAAUUUGUAUGAUUUCAGAAGAUUUGAUUAUAUUUAGGAGAUCUGAUCUGAUUUGAUUUGAUA